CAUAGCAAGUUUGUAUACUCUUAAGAACGACUUAGGUGAUUGUUGCCACAUCCAGAAAAGUAAAGUUAUUCUUCUUUUUCUUUUGUUUUUCUCCAGCCGCCGCGCAGACACACAUGACAUUAAGCUCAGCUAACGCAACCCGCUAGCGUCACGGUAGUUCUCAAAAUGUCUGCCAAGGAAUCUGUGGCAUGCUGAACAUUACAGAGACAACUAAAAAUACACGAAGGCCGUCUGCAGACGAUUAAACUAACAGCAGACUGGAUGUGACCUUGUGACCCCUGGUUGCCAGGGAGAAAUCAGCAUGGCCAUGGCCACAGGGGCUACCGCUGGGGAGAGCCAACUCCAGAGGAUUAUCCGAGAUCUGCAUGAUGCUGUUGCAGAGCUUGCAAAGGAGUACAGGGAAAGUGGGGAGCCAAUCACAGAUGACAGUACCAACCUGCACAAAUUCUCUUAUAAGCUGGAGUACUUGCUACAGUUUGACCAGAAGGAGAAGAGCACUUUUCUUGGUACAAAGAAGGACUACUGGGAAUAUUUCAGUGACUGUCUGGCAAAAAUCAAAGGGGCAAAUGAUGGGAUCCGCUUUGUCAAAUCCAUCACUGAACUGAAGACAUCUCUGGGGAAGGGACGAGCUUUCAUUCGCUACUCCCUUGUACAUCAGCGACUGGCGGACACGCUGCAGCAGUGCCUGAUGAACCAGAGAGUCACCAGUGACUGGUACUAUGCAAGAAGCCCCUUCCUGAAGCCUCAUCUUAGUGUUGACAUCAUCAAUCACCUGUAUGAACUCAAUGAGGUACAGUUUGAUGUGGCCUCCAGAGGACAUGAUCUUGAUUCCUCCUGGCCCACUUUUGCAAGGAGGACACUGGGAAGUGGAAACUCACCGGGCCACAUGUGGAAGCCACCAAGUCGCAGUUCCAGCAUUAACAGUCUGGCCAGCACCUACUCCCAGCAAGCACCUGAGUUUCCCUCCAGCCCCGACUAUGGUCAGAGUCUGCUAAAUGACCUGAAUGAUUCCCUGCCUACGUGCACUGAAGAUGUCAGCACAGUUGAAGACCUUCGUCUUGAACUUGACCAGUCUGAGCUGAAGCAGCGAGAACUCCUCGAUAAGGUGCAGCAGCUUGGAGAGGAGGGAGCUGAGCUCAGGGGUGUAGUUGUGGAGCUCCAGAGGCAACUGGAUGUAUCGCUUUCUGCCCAAGAGGAGCAACAGGGCUUGCAGGGAGAGCUCAUGGCUCUGCGAGGGAGAGAGGAGGCCCUUUCCAGAGAGGUGGAAACACUUAGGACUAGGGACAAAACCACAGAGGCUGAACAACGCCUGCUUCAUGAAAAAUUAGCUGCUGCUGAAGGGAAGAAUAUAGAGUUCAUGGCCAAGUUGGACGGGGUUCUUAAUGAGAAGGGCCAGCAGGCAGCCAGCUACUUUGACUCAGCACAAAAGAUACAUGAGUUGCUGGACAGAUUGAAAGAGGCAGAGAAAGGAAAGAUGGAAGCUGCUGCUGAGGUAGAGGAGAAAAAGAGGCUGGCAGAAAGACUUGAGGAAGAGCUGAGAUUCAAGGAGGCAGCUGCAAAGGAUGGUGAGAUAAAACUUGGAGCAUUAAUUGCAUCUGCAUCUGAGGAGAAGGCCACAUUUAUGGCGAAAGUUGAACAACAGUGUAGUGCAGUUGACAAGCUACAGGGGGCAUUGACAUUAAGAGAGAAGGAGGCAAGCAACCUAAAUAGGCAGCUGCAAGAUCUGCAAAGAUCUUUAGAGGAGAGAGAGAAAGAGGUGGAGGUUGUAAAGAGGAUGGCGCAAGAAUAUAAAGAUGAAAUGCACAAGAAUGUCGGCGACUUAAAAAAGAAGCUAGAAACAGAAGUCGAAAAGAAGGAAGCAGAGCUGACUUCAACCUGUGAGACACUGCAACAGCUUGAAGCCAAGAACCAAAAGCUGAACACAGAAAGGGAGAAACUGACAUGCAGCCUUGCUGAGCUGGAGGGAAGCAUCAAAGAACAGACCGCAAAGAUAGAAGAUUAUAAGACACAAUGUACCAAUUUAAUGGAGCUGAAUGAGAAGCUGCUGACCAGGGUGAAGAGAAAUGAGGAGUUGAAGAAGGAGAUGGCAGACAACAGAGCAGUGCUUGAAGCAGAGUUAGCAGCUCUAAGGGCCUCUGAGAAACAGCUUCGCGGACAGCUGGACGAUACCAAGAUGACAGUGGAUGAAAAAGAGAAGAUGUUGCGUGAGGAGAACCGCAAGUUGGAUGAGAGUCUGCAGCGAACCACCAUGGCCGCAAAGCUCUCAGAGACCACGUCAAAGCGGCUUGAGCAGGAGAACCAGAGUCUGAGAGAAGAGCAGGACACUGUGAAAGCAGCUCUUGGUCGCAUGCAAGCAGACCUGAAGAGUGUUCAUGGGCAGAUCGGAGAGUUGGAGAAGAAUUUAGGAGCUUCACGCAAGAAUGAAGCCAGUCUUCAAGAAGAAGUUCAAAACAAAGAGAACCUGCUAGUAAGUAAAGAGAGGAACCUUGUUGAGCUCCAGUCCAGGUUAACAGCUCUGGAGGCCAGGGAGAAGGAGCUUGAGAUGGCCAAAACUGAUGCAGAAGCAACCUGUGCUAGACAGACUGAAAUGAUCGAGAGGGUGACGUGUGAGAAGCAGGCGAUGGAGAAAUCUCAACUGGAGAGGAGCGCUGUUCAAGUUAAGGAGAACCAGGAGGUGACAGGCAAGCUGACUGUGUUUGAGGGCCAGUUGGAGGUGACCAUGAAAGAAGUUUCCAGGCUCCAGGCAGAGAUCCUGGACCUCAGGGUGCAGGUACAGAGGUCUGAGGAGGAAAAGCUUAAAUCCCAAGCACUGCUGGAGGUGACAGAAGCCCAAAGAGAUGAACUCAGGACUCUGACCGAGCAGCUUAAAACUCAGACAGAAGCACUGAACCAGAAGCAUGUAACAGAGCUGAUGGAGUGCAAAAAGAAAGAAGAGACUCUGAUCGAACAACGCGAUAGAGAAGUAGCUGCCAACGCCGAACUGGCGAUCUCUGCAGCUGCAGUCCGAGAAGAACUGUCCACGCUCAAGGCACGAAACGAGAGGCUGGUCGUAGAGAACAGUGAGACACGUGAGGGUCUGCACAGGGCAAACACGGAGAUGGCAGAGCUGGGGAUGACCAUCUGCAAGCUGAGUGCUGAGAAAGAAGAGGCCAGAAAGCACUGCACAGGUGACGCUGCCAUGAUUGUAGAGCUGGAGAAAAAGGUGGAGCUGCUAGAAGAUUGCAUGACGGAACUGCGACUGGAGAAUAACAGAGUAAGGGAGGAGCUGUCGCAGAAGGAGGUGCUUCCAGGGACUAUCAUUGAGCUCCAGGGGCAGCUUGAAAAGGCCAAGAACCAAGUACAGAGUGUCAGGGACUCAAGCAGAGAGGAAACUGAUGCCGUAAAGUUCCAGAUGAGCUCAGAGAGCAUGAAUCAUCAGGGCCAGAUGAAGAGUAUGAAUGAAAAGCUGGACAAGGUGAAAACUCAGCUGCAGGAGGAGCUGAAGAACGUGUGCAGCUUGCAAGCCAAAGUAUCUGAAUUAGAGACUGAGAACAAGCAGUUCCUGGUACUGACUGGUGAGAAAGAUGCUCACAUCACAAAGACAGAAGCAACCAUUCGUCAGAGUGAAAGCGAGAUUCAGCAACUGAGAGACGCAGUGAGCAAAGCUGAAGAUGCACACUUUUCUGCUCAGAAGGUUUGCGAGGAACUUAAGGAAAAACUCAACGCAAUGCACUCCGACCAGCAAAGCCAAAACCUGAAGAUGACUGCAGAGAUUGACGACCUCAACAGAACCAAGGCUAACCUUGAAGAGCGGCUCAUCGAGCUUAUCCGGGACAAAGAUGCUCUGUGGCAGAAGUCGGACGCUCUGGAGUUUGAGCAGAAACUGCGAGCAGAGGAGCGCUGGUGGUUGGAUAAAGAGGCGACUCACUGCCUCGGCUGCAAGGGCCAGUUCACCUGGUGGCUGCGCAGACAUCACUGCAGGCUCUGCGGUCGCAUCUUCUGCUACUACUGCAGCAACAACUUUGCAAUGACCAAGCACAGCGGUAGGAAGGAGCGCUGCUGCAGGGAGUGUUACACCCAACACAGUGCGGUGGUGGAGAGAUUCACUGAGGCAGAGCUGAGUCCUUCAGAUAUCCAGCCUCCUCCACCUGGAGCUGGACCCCAACCGUCUCCUGAACCAGCUCCGUACAAACCCACCCCCAGGGUAACAGUUUCUGAUCCCAGCAACAGAUCUGACGAUGGAGCUUAUGACAUCAUCACCGAAGAAGAAGUGAAUGGCGUCUACGACAGCGACACCACCUCCCAGACCACAGCAGGCUCUCUGGAUGGAGAACAAGACCGACGUCCUCCGGGAUCACUGGAUAUAGGAACAGGAGAUUUGACACCUGAUGACCCUGAAGAGCACGUCCCCACGGUUCAGGAUUCAGAGAUCAACCUCCUCAGAUCGGGAGAAGUGACUAUGGCCGUUCCCCUCAGCAUUGAUGCUAUUUCUCAGUUUGGUGACGGCUCUCGGGAACUCUUCAUCAAGUCCAGCUGUUACAGUGUGAUAACCGUAGCUGUGGACGACUGCGGACCGACCAUCAGCUGGAUGUUUUCCUCUGAGCCCAAAAGCAUCUCCUUCAGUGUGGUUUACCGGGAAUCUACUGACACGCAGGUGGAACAGUCGAAGGUCCUGAUUGCUCUGACUCGCUGCAAUUCUCAUAAAGAGACAAUUCAGGGGCAACUGAAAGUCCGACACCCCGGCCUCUACUCACUCAUCUUUGACAACUCCUUCUCACGGUUCAUCUCGAAGAAAGUCUUUUACCAUCUGACCAUGGAGAAACCGGUAAUCUAUGACGGAAGCGACUUUCCCUGAUGCUGGAUGACGCAUGCUGCCACAGAGGGGUCAUUAUGAUGUCACCGUGGCAUUGAGUGAAGAGAUGGUGAUCAAUAACUGUUUGUCAUUCAUUUGACUUUUACCCAAAACCUGCUUUUACCCAAGUAUUAUCAGCAUCUUUCAACGUUUCUAUUUAAUUUAACUCUGUGGUGUGGAUGUAUUGAGGUGUGCUCGUGUUUUAACUGUAUGUUAAGUGAAGUGUAGUCAACAACAUGAAAGAGAAACAGAAAGACAAGUGUCUGUGCAAGUUUUAUCAUCAAGUUGUUUAAUAUACACCAAGUAAUGUACAAAACUUAAGUUCAGCCAAGUUUAAAUUAAGUUGCUCAAUUAGAGAAACUGUCAUUUUGUUUUAUUUUCUGUAAUGUUUCUCUGUCUUAGUAAUGAUUUGGCUUCUCUUUUCCCAAAUAAGCUGUUACAUAAGGGAAGGCAGAUCGCUGAAAGUAACACAGACAAUGGGAAAUCUGAUAUAAAACUUGUCUAUGAAGACCCAGGAGUGUCUCUAAUGGCCAGUUUAAAAUGUGUUUGACAAUGUUUUAAAUCAAAUGGCCAAAGGAAGAAAAAGAAAAAUAAGUGCAGAGAUCUGGUUUGCUCGCUGGUUUUUAAUUAAUUUAAUUGUCUGAAAAUAUUUGCACUGUGCCAGUGAAGGAAGGAAACAAAGCAACUGGCUAAUAAUAACUGGCCUGAAAAAAAAGCACAGUAUCUGCUUGAAAACAAAGCAUUAUGCACUUUGUGCAAAUCUCAGGAGGGAGACACAACGUUGUCCUUAUAGCAUUUCCUCAUUUUAUAUUUUUAGAAAGCUAAAAAAGGCAAUUGAAGAAAAUCUUGACAGAUAUUAAGAAUGUUUUGAUAUCUGACCUGAACACCAACUCUCUUACCUAGUGAAGUAGAGUGCCUGUGCUUACUGGGGACAGACUGACUGUGUGUCAUUACAAUGACACACUCUUUAAAUAUAUAAACUCACUAAUGAGCUACUGUUUUUAUAAAGUGCCUUUUAACUUUAAUCACCAGAACUUAGUUUUUCUUUCAUAGCUAGAUAUUUGACUCUCUAUCCUCACAGAACAUGAUUUAUUCUUAAAAACCUAAUUCUUCUCACUUUAAAAUCACAAUAUAACAUGCCUAACAUCAUAUAUUUCAGUUGUAUUGUUUUCAUUAUAAUCUCUGGAAUCGUUUGGUCUCAUGUCUCUGUAACCCUCUGGCUUCUCUUGUACUCUCAGUGAUGAAAUGUGUUGAAAUAUUUUCUGCAGUUUAUUGUUUUUUUUUAAAACACAAAUCAAAAAAAUAAGCCUGAUCACGUUUGGACACAACAUAACAUUCAUUGAAGCGCUCGAUGCUGCUUUUACAGAGAUCUUCUUGUUGUCCAACAGUCAGAUCUCUGAUAUUUCUUUUUGAUAUUUUGUAAAUUGGUGCAAUUUCUAUGCAAAGCCUCAUAUUUUCUCUGCAGUGCUCCAAUUUGUGAUAAUUACUUUAUACUUUGUUACGAACAAUAUGAAAUCUGUUAAGUUUACAUUAUCACACAGUGACAGAUGUUUGUACUUGCUCUAACUUCUAGUGGAAUAAAUCUGUGCAUUAUCACUCGA
Molecule: messenger RNA, 6432 nt
Organism: Paralichthys olivaceus (Japanese flounder)
Lineage: Eukaryota; Metazoa; Chordata; Actinopteri; Pleuronectiformes; Paralichthyidae
Gene: fyco1a
Product: FYVE and coiled-coil domain autophagy adaptor 1a
Biological process (GO): plus-end-directed vesicle transport along microtubule; positive regulation of autophagosome maturation
Cellular component (GO): late endosome; autophagosome; lysosome
Molecular function (GO): metal ion binding
Source: RefSeq, a predicted model, not a curated record